CGGGCAGCAGCAGUUCUUUAUCGACGUCCACCGUGAGCAGAAGGAUGCAUCGUGUGACCGUGUUGCUACUCUGUGCUUUGUGCAGCACUCUAGAGGGGAUGUGUGAUGGCGCCAAAAGUGCGGUAGCCUUUAACUGUGCCUCCACCAGCUCCAUUUGCUUCAUCAGUGGAAUGGUCUUUAAGAAUCCUGACGACACCCUAACGCUGGCCAAUAUAGAGGGCAAGCGUAGUCUAUCCAUUAAGACUGGCGAGAUAACGGCGUUAAGGAUGGAGCACUGCGAAGGCUUCCGGACAUUCGAAAAAGUCACCAUCGGCCACACCGAGCUGCAGGAGUUGUGCAUUACCAGCCAGUUCGUACAGGUGAUGGCCGAGGGCAAUCGGAUCCGGACGCUGCACACCGAUGCUCCGACCGGAGGGCAGAAGCUGGAGAUACUGAAGCUUAGCAACAAUAAGCUCUCGGAUGCUGGGGCCCUGUGCCAAUUCAAAGCACUCAAAGAGCUACACCUUGAGAACAACCAGCUGUCCACGUUGGACAUGGCAUGCUUUUCCCAGAUGUCGAAGCUCCAGAAACUGUUGCUCGCCGGCAAUCGUCUUAACCAUCUGGCCAUAACGAGCAGCACGCUAGAGCUGCCCGCUCUGACUACACUCGAUCUGCGCAACAACACGCUGACGGUGCUGGAUGUGAGUAGUUGGACGUUCGAUUCGCUGGCCACGUUGCAGCUUGCAUUCAACAAUCUGACGCACGUGACGGCAGACAUGGCACGGUUCGUCGAUUUGCAAGAGAUAUCACUGUCCAACAACAAUUGGCACUGCGAACCGCUCGAUGCGCUCCUCACGGCGCUGCAGACGAACUUUGUCAAAAUAGUCGACGGUGAUAGUGAGUGUCAGGGCAUCAAUAAUAGCACCAUCUGCUGCAGGGAGGUAGUGCUUGCGACGGAAGGGGAGCUGUUUGGAGAGCUGGCUAAGUUCACGGAGCUCGAGCAACGUUACAGCGACACGAACAGUAGCUUGCUAGCGCGGCUUGAUGCAAUCGAAGCGGAAUUUCAAGCACAACUGGAUGCCACCAAGCAAAUCAUCCUAAAGGCGGCCGAACCGGAGCAUCCUGAACCCGACAAUGAAGGUUCCGGUGACAACGAGGAGAAACAACAAGGAGAAACAACAAGUAAUGUGACAGAGACCACCGGUUCCCCAGCGGACGGCACAGCCGGGGAAGAUGCCGAAAGUAUCACGAAACCACCGACAGAAGCAGCAGCGAAAGAAGCUGCCAGCAAGGAGAAAAAGUGUAAACCCCAGAAACCGAUGGAUGCUCCCGAUGUUAACUGCACCACAAAUUUGGAAGAAAUUCGGCGCGAGCUUCAUACUUUGAAGGAGGAAAUCAAUCCACUGCUAGCAAAGUCUCGUACCGAGUAUCAGCAGCUCUCCUUGACGACAAAGUUGAUUAAGCACGAGUUCCGAACUGCGGUGCACCGGGGUGCACUGAAGUUGAAAGCCUUGGCUAAUCAGUUGAAUGAGCUGCAUCUGUACAUGAAGUCAAAGUUUGAUAGUGUGAAAUAAAAAAAAAAACGGCAACUAGACAACAUUA
Molecule: messenger RNA, 1581 nt
Organism: Anopheles aquasalis
Lineage: Eukaryota; Metazoa; Arthropoda; Insecta; Diptera; Culicidae
Product: leucine-rich repeat transmembrane neuronal protein 2
Molecular function (GO): protein binding
Source: RefSeq, a predicted model, not a curated record